Messenger RNA from Serpula lacrymans var. lacrymans S7.9, 408 nucleotides. RefSeq lists its product as uncharacterized. The transcript has 2 exons. The record is from RefSeq and is a predicted model, not a curated record. NCBI's taxonomy places the organism in Eukaryota, Fungi, Basidiomycota, Agaricomycetes, Boletales, Serpulaceae. The annotation marks the transcript as partial.
AAAAGCAGAUUGUUCGUGUAGAACUCCUCAAGGCGAGAAGCUCAGAGGUCCACGAACGAUUCGUGCAUGCAUGCAAGCUUCGGGCUUAGGUUUCGAGCUUUGCAACGGUGUGCGGCGUCGCGUCCACUGGAUGUGAACGAUGGGCCCGCGCACAUCCGCGGUCCAUCUCGCAUCAUAGAUCGUUCAGAUCGUAGGAGGGAGGAUUAGAGAAUGCUCACCGGGAAGGAAGUGGGGACUCUGAUGCGGUGUGGACGGGUGGUUUCCGGUGGAAGAUGUAUCUGGGAGUACAGCUGUGCACCGCACGUGUUCCCCGCAUUGAUGAGUAGAUUGGCAAGCCCUGCUCAACUGGGAAAAGUUCGGACGAUAGAUAGCAUAUGACGAUGGUGGAUUAGAUUUCAUCUCGCUCGC